Messenger RNA from Choloepus didactylus (southern two-toed sloth), 414 nucleotides. RefSeq names its product chloride intracellular channel protein 4-like. NCBI's taxonomy places the organism in Eukaryota, Metazoa, Chordata, Mammalia, Pilosa, Megalonychidae. The transcript is spliced from 2 exons. The record is from RefSeq and is a predicted model, not a curated record. The coding region runs from base 1 to 414 and encodes 137 amino acids.
AUGGCGUUGUCGAUGCCACUGAAUGGGCUGCAGAAGGAGGACAAAGAGUCCAUUAUCGAGCUCUUCGUCAAGGCUGGCAGUGAUGGUGAAAGCAGAGGAAACUGCCCCUUUUUCCAGAGGCUUUUCAUGAUUCUUUGGAUCAAAGGCAUUGUAUUUAGUGUCACUACCCUUAACCUGAAAAGGAAGCCUGCAGACCUGCAGAACUUGGCUCCCGGGACCCACCCACCAUUUAUAACUUUCAAAAAUGAAGCCAAAACAGAUGUAAAUAAGAUUGAGGAAUUUCUUGAAGAAGUCUUAUGCCCUCCAAAGUACUUAAAGCUUACACCAAAACACCCAGAAUCAAAUACUGGUGGAAUGGACAUCUUUGCCAAAUUCUCUGCACAUAUCAAGAAUUCAAGGCCAGAAUUGAUUUAG